AUGAAUGAUCCAUCCACUAAAAGUCCACGAAAAAUAAAUCCUAACCCAUUACAUACUUUAGUUGCAUCUCAUGUUGAAAGUAAUACCAGAAAUUAUCGUACAAAUUUUCGAAAAGAGGUUCCAAAAAAACUUAAUACAACCAAUCCUAAACCAUUAUUGGAAUGUAUACAACCAGAACCAUUAUUAACAUCAAAACCGUACGAAAAACCCAUACAUCAACGACGAAGAAAAAAUAAACCAUUCGAUUCAGAAAAUCUUGCUCGUAGUAAUGAUGAUCAAGUCAAUAAACCCGAGAUUUCACCACCAAAAACGGAAAUUGGUCGCUCAACAAUUGAUAUUAUCGAACCAACAACAGAACAUUUAUUAGCAUUAAAAAAUGCAUUUAAUAAAAUUCUAUCAGAACGUUGUUUAUCUGAUAAUAGUCUUAAACAACGACAAAUUGUCUUUACAAAAUUACGUCAAUUUAUUCUGAAUGCUAAUAAAGAUUGUCAAGUCAACUUAUAUGGUUCAAUAUAUUUUGAAUGUUGCCUGGAAAAACCAGGUGUUAUGGAUAUUGAUAUCCAAUUUAAAGAAACACCUUCACAUGACGCUCUUAAAGAACUACUCGAUAUAAUUAAAAAAAGUGAUUUAUGUAAAGAAGCUCAAAUUGAUACUGAACAUAAACCAUCAUUUAUUAAUUUAAUAGUAAAUGAACCGAAUAUGCGUGUUAAAAUAAGUUCAGGUUAUACUCGGGGUAUAUAUUUAUCAAAAUUACUUCGAAUUUAUACAAAAUUUGAUCCACGUGUUAUUAAAUUACUUCGAUUAUUUCGAAUAUUAUCUAAAACGUGCAAUACAGAUAAACCAGAAUUAGGAACACUUCAUCCUGUUGUUUUUCAUUUGAUGGUUAUUCAUUUUUUACAACAACUCGAUCAACCUGUUUUACCAUGUUUACAUGAAUAUGCUUAUGGAAUUGAUAAUGUUCCAAUAACAUUAAAUGAAAAUCAAUAUCCCGAAUUUUUUCAUGUCUGUCAAAAAUAUAUCUCAGAAUGGAAAUCAAAAAAUACAACAAGUGUUGAAAUACUCUUUUUACAAUUACUUUCAUAUUAUGUUAAAACAUUUAAUUUGAAACAAUUUGUUGUUUCAAUUCAAACACGAAUGCCUGUUAUGAAAUCUGAUAAAAAUUGGCAUAGUAGAAAAUUACUUGUUGAAGAUCCAACCGAUAUAAAACGUAGUUUAUGUCAAACAAUGCAAUCUAUGCGUUCAAUUGAUUAUUUUCGUGAUACAUUAAUUGCUACAUUAAAUUAUUUCGGUAGAAAACAAAAAAAAACUAAGAAAAUUACAACAAAUAAAUGUUCAAUAGAAAAUAAUGAUGAUGAUUUAAUUGAAGUCAUUGUUGAUGAUGACAUUCCAACACAUGAACCAUCAAAAUCUAUACAUAAUUCUUAUAAAUUAUUUUAUAAACGUUUACCACCAACGGUUGCACGUGAUUCUAAUAUAAGACAACCUCGUGUACGACAAUAUUAUAAACAAUCAUUUCAUGAUAAACAUAAUCCAUUACCAAAAGGAAUAAUUCAAUUAAAUUCUUCAAAAGAUAAAUUUGAUACUUCAGAUGUCAAUGAUAUUCAAGAAGCAUUGCAACAUGAUUUAGAAAAUAAUUUUGAAAUUAUGGAUGAAAAUGAUGAUGAUCAAAAUGAUAAUCAUUUUCAUUUAUUAGAAGGAGUUACAUCACAUACUGAUGAAGAAGAUGAACAAGAAUUAAAUGAGAAUUUUCAAGAUAUUGAUAUUGAACAAAAAGAUAUAGCAACUCGAGAAUUAUUUCCAAUAAGUAACGAAGAAGAACCAACAAUUGAAAAUGAAUCUUCAAUAAUAAAAAAUGAUAUUGAACAAGAAACUAUAUCUAAUGAUGAAAAAAAAGAUCUACAAACACUACCAUCAACAGAUGAACCAUCAGUAAAUGAAACGAAAUCAGAAGUAAAUACAAUCGAAAUCUCGUCUACAGUACCAAUAGAUAUUAAAACAAAUGGUACAACAUCCAAUGAUAAUAGUAAUCUUCCAUCACCAUUCGAUGGACUAUUUAAAAUUGAGCCAAUUGUCGAUAGUGAAGAAUCUACAAAUGAAAAAGAUCCUUCAACAGAAAAUUCGAUUGAAUAUUUUUAUGAUUUUCAACCUGAAAAUUUUCAUGCUGAACAGGGUGCUCCAUAUGUAUGUACAACAUGUAAUGGUGUUGGACAUUUGAAAAAUGAAUGUCCUGAAUUAGUUCUUCCAAAUGUGAUUGAUCUACCUGAAAUGAAUGAAAAAUGGAUUGAAAUUCUUUCAUUACUUAAUAAAAAAAUAACUAAUCAAUCAAAACCAUCAAAUAGUGAUAUAGAAAAUCGUCAGGAAAUUUUAAAUCAAUUAGAAAAACAAUUUAAAAAAGAUUAUCCUGAUUGUAAUUUACAUGCAUUUGGUUCAUUUUAUAAUGGAUUUGGUUUUCAUCAAAGUGAUUUAGAUGUUUGUAUUGUAUUUAAAGAUGAUCGAGAAAAAAAUAAUGAUGAAGUUAUUCGAAUAAUGCAAAGAAUUUUACGAGCAAUGAAAUCUUCAAAUACAUUUGAAAAUGUUCAACCUGUACUUCAUGCUAAAGUACCAAUUAUUCGAUCAAGACAUCGACAAUUACAUAUUGAAAUUGAUAUAAGUUUGCACAAUAUGCUUGCUAUUGAAAACACACGAUUAUUAAAAACAUAUACAGAUAUCGAUCCACGAGUAUCGGAAUUGGGUUAUAUGAUUAAACAUUUAGCAAAAUUUUGUGGUAUUGGCGAUGCAAGUCGAGGUACAUUAUCUAGUUAUGCAUAUAUUAUUAUGCUUAUUCAUUUUUUACAACAAAUUCAACCACCUGUUCUACCCGUUCUUCAACAGUUAAGUGAUGAUACAACAAAUAAAUCAUCAAUGUAUAAAAAAUGUUCAAAAUGGAAUGUUUAUUUUUAUGAAGAUCUAUUGAAAAUUAAAGAAAUUAUGAAAAAUAAUAAUAAACUAUCAUCCGGUGCAUUAUGGAUAGAAUUUCUACGUUUUUAUACUGAACAAUUUAAUUAUGAAGAACAUAUAGUAACAAUUCGGCAAAUAGAACCAUUAUUAAAACAUGAAAAAGGAUGGUUUAGACAAACAAUAGCUAUUGAAGAUCCAUUUGAAUUAUCUCAUAAUUUAGCUGGUGGUUUAUCUCCACGAAAUUGGACAAUUAUUCGUCGAGUUUUUAUUCGUGCUCGACAACAAUUUGGUAUACAACUUGAAAAUAUCGAUAUUUCAAAACCAGAUAUGUCAGCUAUUGAAAAUACAUUAUUUAAUAUUGAUGAAUUAUGUCCAACAAAUGCACCUAAACGAUGUGAAUGGUGUAAAGGUCCUUAUCAUAUAAGAAAACGUUGUCCAAAAUUAGCAGCAUUAGCAAAUGAAAACGAAAAGAAAAGACGAACAGUUAAUCAUACAGAACAACAGUCAACAACAUUUGUAUCAAAUAAUUAUCGAGAUAAUUCAUAUUAUUAUUCUAAUAAACAUCAAAAUCAAUAUUCGAAUAAUAGUAAUGGAUAUAAUUAUCCAAAAUCUGCUUCAGUUAAUCAACGUUCAUUUCGAUAUGAUCAAAAGGAUUCUUCUAAUUCAACAUAUUAUUCAAAUGAAUAUCGAUCAAAUAAUUCUCAUCGUUCAUAUCAACAAAAUUCGAAUAAUAACAGGGCAUGUUUUAAUUGUGGAAAUUUUGAUCAUAUAAAAGUACAUUGUCCAUUGUUAUCGAAUAAUAAUUCUAUUCAACGACAAAAGUCUCAUAGUUAA
Molecule: messenger RNA, 3771 nt
Organism: Adineta steineri
Lineage: Eukaryota; Metazoa; Rotifera; Eurotatoria; Adinetida; Adinetidae
Source: the annotation of a GenBank genome assembly